This is a messenger RNA of Fibroporia radiculosa, 2121 nucleotides long. RefSeq lists its product as uncharacterized. Gene Ontology annotation, biological process: lipid storage; triglyceride biosynthetic process. Bases 1 to 2121 code for a protein of 706 amino acids. NCBI's taxonomy places the organism in Eukaryota, Fungi, Basidiomycota, Agaricomycetes, Polyporales, Fibroporiaceae. The transcript has 15 exons. Gene Ontology annotation, molecular function: phospholipid:diacylglycerol acyltransferase activity. Gene Ontology annotation, cellular component: cytoplasm; perinuclear endoplasmic reticulum. The record is from RefSeq and is a predicted model, not a curated record.
AUGGCUCUCAGGAAACGUGCACAGGGAAAGAAACAUUCAGAUUCAGACUCAGACAGCUCAUCCUGCAAGCAAGAAGUAUCACAGCAUUCAAAACAGGAACUUGCACAGACUGUCGUCGCCCUGAGGAAGGAGAAAAGUCGACACUUCUUCUCAUCUAGGCGGUUUCUUUUUCCUCUCGGCGUCUUUGUCGGCGUCCUUCUAGGCUUUAUUCUGAUCCAACCCACAGACUUUACCGACUUCCAAACCCAUCUCGCCCUUCUCCUUGAUCAGUACGAUAUUAAUGUUCCCCAAUUUCCUCAAUUCGAUUUCCCCCAGCUAGACCUCACCCUCUUCGAGUCUGAAUGGCGUAAAUUCCGGAGUAGCAUUCCCGAGCCAUGGAAGCUCAACAACAACGGACUCGAAUUCACCGUAGGCGAGGCUAUGGCCGCGCGAGGGCUCACCGCGAAGCACCCUGUCGUCCUCAUACCCGGCAUUAUUUCUACGGGCCUGGAGUCAUGGUCGACUAAUCCGGAGUAUCGGCCAUUCUUUCGCCAGAAGCUCUGGGGCGGUUUCUCAAUGCUCUCUCAGGUGAUGUUCAAUAAGGAGCGAUGGAUGUCCGCUAUCAUGCUUGACCCCAUCUCCGGGCUCGAUCCACCCGGAGCUAAGGUGCGUGCAGCUGAAGGCAUUGAUGCCGCGAGCAGCUUCAUUCAAGGAUACUGGCUGUGGUCAAAGAUCGUCGAAAAUCUCGCUGUUGUAAACUAUGACACAAAUAAUCUGCAUCUGGCCCCAUACGACUGGAGGCUGUCAUAUUAUAACCUCGAGAAACGGGAUGGCUACUUCACAAAGCUCAAAGCCACGAUUGAAGGCUUCAAAACACGAGACGAUCGACGUGUCGUCUUGGUCGCACACUCGAUGGGCAGCACGGUCAUGAUGGUAGGACUGCUCGCCAAAAUUCAGCCCCAGUCACUGAUUGCUGGUCUAGUAUUUCCCCUUUUCCUGCGCGCGGUCUCCACAAACAGCUUCAAAUGGGUUGAGUCACCUGAACACGGCAAGGGUGGUCCAGACUGGGUUGAGAAUCACAUCGAAGCCCUCGUGACAAUCGCUGGGACGCACCUCGGCGUGGUAAAAGCUAUGUCAGCCUUCCUGUCCGGCGAGAUGAGAGACACCGUCCAAAUCAAUCCAGCGGGCGCAUAUGUUCUUGAGCGAUUCUUCUCGCGCAAAGAGCGACAAAAGCUCUUCCGCAGCUGGGCCGGCAGUGCGAGCAUGUGGAUGAAGGGGGGCGAGGCUGUAUGGGGCAACGCGACCUUCGCACCCGACGACAUGUCUGACGAAGCUCAUGGUCACGGCGACCUCAUCGUCUUUCGCCAGUCUGUCGUCGAGACGGAAGGCGUAAGUUCCACGCUCACCAACAUGACCGCGACAGACGCGGGAACGUGGAUCUUGGAGCGUACAUCCGCUCAUUUUCAACAAAUGAUUGCGUCCAAUUAUUCGUUUGGGAUCGAGCGCGAUGAGGACGUCCUGCGCAGGAACAAUCUAGACCACCGGAAAUGGUCAAAUCCUCUGGAAAUACAGCAAAUGUGUUGUGUUCCACUGACGCCUAGGUACACACGGGGAGAAUACGAAUACGACGACAUCCAGCCUGACAUGCUCAAUCCCACGUGUGCCAACACAACCGAUUGUACCUCGCCCCUAUCACCACUCAACAUGCCGUUCUCGCGCAAGAGCCACAUAGAUUCUGACUACACAGACGAAUCCAUCUCGCCCAAGGUGAUCAACGGCGUUCGGAUGGGCGAGGGCGAUGGCACGGUCAACCUGCUGAGCCUUGGGGCCAUGUGUGUUGAGGGGUGGAAGCGCAAACGGUGGAACCCCGCUGGGAUCGAGGUGGUCACCGUCGAAGCGAGUCUCUCUGCUCUUACAGUCUCACGAGUGCCUCCUGAUCAGUCAAACCUCGCACAGCUGCCCCACAACCCAGUACCAACGAUUCCGCGCGGUGGCGGGACGACGAGCGACCAUGUCGACAUCCUCGGGUCGACUGCGCUUAAUGAGAUCGUCCUCAAAGUAGCAACGGGCGCGGGAGACGAGGUGCACGACUCGUUUGUCUCACGGAUUCGAGAAUAUGCGGGUCGGGUGCAGUGGGACUGA